AUGUUCUCAUAACCUCAUUUUUUAACCAUUUAUUUACAGCCCCAGUUCUCUCUCCCCUUUACGCCUUCUAAUUAUUAAAAAAAGUGUAUUUUUGUGGAAGUUUGUGAAUUUUGAGCAACAUGUAUCAGUGACUGUGACAGUUCAUAAGUCAUCCUUAAUUCUCUUUGUUCACAGCAGCAUCAUGAGUGACAAUAACUCGCCCAAACCCAACGAUACCUCUAGCUUAAGGAACCUACCUCAAUCUUUUCAUUUUAAUCCACGAAUGAGAUCACCUGGAAAUAAUUUAUCACCUUACACACCUCGUAAAACAAAUGCUGAUAGUUCAGAUUUCAUAUCGUUCAGUAGCUCUAGUCCAGCUGAUAACCGAAAUCAUUCCUUCAGGCACUUUAACAAAACUCCAUAUAUGAACCGGGGGAAGUUCAGAUCGAAUCGAAGCCGAAACAGUUUUAGUUCUCCUAACACUAGUUUCAACUCUAGUCGUAAUAGCAGUUUUAGUAGCAUGAAUAGCAGUUUCAACAGCUCCCAGAACUACACCCCAUCUUCACAGAACUAUGACUCCGAAGAUUGGGAAGACUCAGAAUCUUAUCGAUCCAUGUUUGGGAACCCCUGGGCCUCCUUGGAAAAUGAACUAAAACAAAAGUAUGGAGAUAGAUUGGAACCAUUACCUGAUAUUGCAGUCCACCGAAAAGAAGAAACUUAAAGAAUGGAUGCUACUCCAGAUGACUGUAGGUUAAAUUGCCGAAGGUCAACUUCCAUCACAUCAUCUCUCGUGUAUGGAGAACAACUAUUUCUUCCUUAUUUUAAGGUGGAAUAAGUUUUUGUUUCUUUUUUUCAUACUAAGCCAAUUUUUAAUGCUCAAGUUCUACUUUUUACACUGUCAUUCAAUCACUAAGUUUCCUGACCCAACCCACCAUUUGAGUAUAGGUAUCAAUUUAGCCUCUUUGAACCCUCCUAAGGUAGUUCUUGUGACUUUAUUUUAUUUAUUCACUUGAGUAAUUCAUUUUAUCUCAGAAUUAUUCCAAGGUAAUGUUGGUUUGGUACCUUUUUUGCUGAUUUUAAAUUAAAUUAAUUUGUUUCAAAUUUAA
Molecule: messenger RNA, 1085 nt
Organism: Bemisia tabaci
Lineage: Eukaryota; Metazoa; Arthropoda; Insecta; Hemiptera; Aleyrodidae
Source: RefSeq, a predicted model, not a curated record